Messenger RNA from Phragmites australis (common reed), 2192 nucleotides. RefSeq lists its product as uncharacterized. Lineage: Eukaryota; Viridiplantae; Streptophyta; Magnoliopsida; Poales; Poaceae. The transcript has 14 exons. The record is from RefSeq and is a predicted model, not a curated record. Bases 134 to 1801 code for a protein of 555 amino acids. Gene Ontology annotation, biological process: regulation of signal transduction. Gene Ontology annotation, cellular component: endoplasmic reticulum membrane.
ACGAUGAGCCGUGUAGUCACCAAUUAAUCAAGAGCAGGCGACAUCUGCAUCUACAUCUCCGCCCGCCGCCGCCGCCUCCUCCUCUUCCAUCUGCUUCUCUUACUCGAGCUGGAUCGCUGAAGAAAGGAAGGCGAUGUCUCCCUCCGGCGAGGUGGUGGCCUCCAUCUCCUCCGCCCUCGCCCUCGCCCUCGUCGUCCUCGCCUGCGUCGAGCUCGGCGACGCAGCCGCCGCCGUCGGCGUCUACCGCCUCAUCCAGUACGACCUCGCCGGCGCCCCGCUCGGUUCCCGCGCCGCCGCGCUGAACCACCACGCCGCCGCGUUCCCGCCCCCCGCUGGCGCAGACCUCUCCCGCUCAGCGCUCGUCGCGCCGCUCCUCGACCUCCCGCUGUCCUUCCUCAGAGAGUACCUGGCGGAGAAAAAACAUCUGGGAGGGUUGCUCAUUCUUCUCCCGACAAAACUCAGCAGCAAGGCUGGUGCAGGGAGCAACGAUGGCAAGGGGCAAGUAAAGGGUGUACUGGCUGAGCUGGAAAAGUUGCUUGUUCAUGAAGAAGUUCCAUAUCCGGUGUACUUCGCUUUUCAUGACGACAAUUUUGAUAACCUGUUGGCAGAUAUCCGUAAAAUUGCCUCUUCAAAUCAACCAGCCUCUGCAACAACAGGAGGUUACAAACUUGUUGUGUCCUCGGCGGAACCUAGGAAAGUGUUAUCUCCGACCAUUUCUAAUAUCCAGGGAUGGUUACCUGGUUUGAAAGGAGAAGGCGAUACUGAACAGCUUCCGACUAUUGCCAUAGUUGCAAACUAUGACACCUUCGGUGCUGCACCUGCACUUUCUGUGGGAAGCGACAGCAAUGGAAGUGGAGUUGUGGCUCUUCUAGAGAUUGCAAGACUCUUUUCACGCCUCUAUUCAAAUCCUAGUACUAGAGGCAGGUACAAUAUUCUAUUUGGGUUAACAUCUGGUGGACCCUACAAUUACAAUGGAACUAGCAAGUGGCUUAGAAGUUUCGAUCAGCGUGUACGCGAGAGCAUCGACUACGCAAUUUGCCUGAACAGUGUUGGUUCCUGGAGCAGUGACCUCUGGAUGCAUGUAUCAAAGCCUCCAGAAAAUCCCUAUAUCAAACAAAUCUUCGAAGAUUUUUCAGAUGUCUCUAAAGAAAUGGGUGUUUCAGUUAGAAUCAAGCACAAGAAGAUUAAUGUCUCAAAUCCUAGAGUAGCAUGGGAACACGAGCAAUUCUCAAGGUUUAGAGUGACUGCACUUACUCUUUCGGAAAUGUCGGCCCCUCCUGAAUUUUUGGAAAGCACUGGUGGUCUUCAUGACACUAGAGAAUCUGCAGAUGUUGAGUCAGUAAUCCGAACUGUCAGAUUAGUUUCUGAGAGUCUUGCGAGACACAUCUAUGGACUGAGAGGAAAGAACAUUGAUGUAUUUGCAGAGAAUAGCAGCUUAGCCAUUAAUCCUCACUAUAUCCAGUCUUGGUUGGAUCUUUUAUCACGGACACCACGGGUUGCACCAUUUCUUCAGAAAAAUGAUCCCUUCAUAGCAGCACUGAAAAAGGAACUGUCUGGACACACUGCUGAUGUGCAUGUUCAGAAUGAUGCCCUCGAUGGCAUGUUGACUUUCUAUGAUGCAACGAAAGCAACUCUAAAUGUAUAUCAGGUCGCGAGUGUUACUUUUGACCUGCUGUUCCUUCUGGUGCUUGGUUCCUAUCUAAUCGUUCUCUUCAGUUUCUUAGUAAUUACUACACGGGGUCUUGAUGAUCUUAUCAACAUAUUCCGGCGACCUCCAUCACGCAAAGUCAAGGGAGCAUAGACUAGAUUGUCUUUUUAAAGUGUAUUAGUAUCGAGAAUGCAUGCCUAGUUAGAAGAGCUAGACAUCAGGAUGACACAGAGGCAAGCUAUCUUUCCACAGCACAUAGACAUGUAAUUGCAAAAUCUUACUGUUUCUUUCUCCAGCCAACGUGAGUGGCUUAAAAUUCCGCCAAGGGAAAACUUUUCUUUCUGUUGUGCGAGGAAUUUUGGCUGUAAUUUAUCUUUGUUUUAUUCUCACAAUUUUGGCUACUGCGAGCCUAAGGCAUCUUUGCUUGAAUAAUUUAUCUUGGAGGUGUGUUAUGUACCAAAGAAGCGCCACGCUGUGCUCCCAACUCUGUACUUGGAUGCAGUGAAGCGCAUCUUCUCUGAAUAAGGAGUCCAUUUUGUAACAA